AUGGCCGGCGAGCCAGGUAAAGACCCCCAGCGCCCAGGCAACCUGAGCACUCUGCACUACCACCAGCUGCGCCUGGUGGUCGAGCGAUUCGGCGUCCUGUCGGCAAAAGCACAGUCACUGCCAGUGCCCAUAACCGACAUCGAGCGGCUCGUCACAAGCGGCCAGGCGCUGCUGCUGUGCGUGCCGCGCCCGGGAAGUAAUGUGCUGGUGGGCGGCUUGAAGGUCGGGGUCAAGCGGCUCUUCAUUCGGCGGGAGGGCGGCGCCCUUGUCGAGAUGGCGCCGCUAUGCGUGCUGGAUUUUUAUGUCCAUGAGAGCUGCCAGCGCUCGGGGGUGGGCAAGGAGUUGUUAGAGUGCUUGCUGGCCUCCGAGGGGCUGCGCCCGGAGCAGCUGGCGUACGACCGCCCCAGCCGCAAGCUGCUGGCGUUUCUGGCGCGCCACUAUGGUGCGGCAGCUGGCGCCAAGGGCGCGCGGCCCAACAACAAUUUUGUGGUGUUCGACAAGUACUUUGACUGCCCAGCACAGCAGCAGACCGCGCAGAAGACGCAGCGCACGCUCAAUGCGCAGCAGCGGCGCCAGGAAGGGGAAGAUGCACAAGGGCAGAGCAUGGGGCCGCAGGGGCGCCGCCGUGACGGGGGCAGCGGCGGCGCGCGACACUGGGCGUCGGUGACGCAGCGGCCGCUGACGGACGAGCUGGCAGUUGCGCCCGGGGCGCUGGACGCGGCGGCUGGUGCCGUCGCGGUCGCCGGCGCGGGCGCGCGUUCGACGGCGGCUGCUGCGGCGCACGCUUUCCCUCGGAGCAACUGGCUGAACUACCCUUCGGGCGGCUGCGGCGGCGCCGGCCCUGGGGGCGCUGCAGGGCAAAAGCCGCGCCUGGGCGCGAGCGGGGCGCCUUGGGGCACCAUUCUGGGCCCUGGAAGCUACUCUGCAGCUUUUGAAGGAACUGUGCGGGAGAGCGAGGAAGGAGGUGAUUCCCUGGACAACUUUUCAGAGUCUCUUUUCCUCGGGAACGGCCGUUCCAGCGGGCUGCGGCGGUCAAGCGGAGGUUUGACUGGGGUGCAGGGCGAGGCGGCGCCAUACACGCCGCCUUGCGUGGGCAGCCGGCCGGACAGCAUGGGCAGCGCAGCCUGCAGUGGCAGCGGUGGCGGGGCCUGGGGCCCAGCAGGGGUUCAUGCGUUGGGCCGGGAUUGCGGCGACCCCGCCGCCUGGGCAGCUGGCGAUAAUGGCAAGCCCAGCGCGAGCCCCAUUGCCAACUACCCUCAUCACCAGCAGCAGCAGCAGCAGCAGCAGCAGCAGCAGCAGCAGCAGCAGCAGCAGCAGCAGCAGCAGCAGCAGCAUGGCCACACCUAUGGCGGAGGCCUGAGCAGCAGCAGCAGAGAGGCCCCCAAGGCCAGCUACCCCUACCCACCUUACCGCACCGCCGCCGACGGCGGCAUCAACUACAGCCCCGCAACGCCGCAGCUCGCAACCCUGACAUCGCGUGCCCCCGGCGCGACGGUCCGCGCGCCGCGCGCGCAAGGAGCAGAGAUGCUCAACGCGCCGGGCGCAGUGCCGACAAUGUCGACGCUUCAGGUGGCAGCGUUGCGCGACCGCGGCCGCCUGCCGCAGCCCGUCGCGGGGACGACCGUGCUGCCGACCGCGGCUCUGGACGGCUGCUUGGCGCAGAUGCGGGCGCAGCGCGGCGCGGGCGGCGAGGAGGAGGGAUGGGCGGGGCACGGCCGGCGGAUCAGCGGUGCGGCGGUCGCGGCGGCGGGCGAGCUGCCGAGCUCGCCAUGGGAUUGCCGGCUGACGAGCCCCGCAUCUGCAAAGGCCGCAGCGAUUGCGCAGCGGUCGGGGCGCGCGGCGGCGAGCUGCCUGCGGCAUGACGAAUGGUGA
This is a messenger RNA of Monoraphidium neglectum, 1872 nucleotides long. RefSeq lists its product as hypothetical. Gene Ontology annotation, molecular function: tubulin N-acetyltransferase activity. Gene Ontology annotation, biological process: alpha-tubulin acetylation. The transcript is spliced from 6 exons. Bases 1 to 1872 code for a protein of 623 amino acids. The record is from RefSeq and is a predicted model, not a curated record. Gene Ontology annotation, cellular component: microtubule. Lineage: Eukaryota; Viridiplantae; Chlorophyta; Chlorophyceae; Sphaeropleales; Selenastraceae.